AGCAGCAGCUUGUGAAAUUUUAAGGUAAUUUAAAAUACCUGUCACUGUUUUGAGCUGGCAUUAACACAACUCUUCCAAGGCAAACAACAGGCUACAGAAGAGCUGAUAAAGGCUCUAGGCACAGGUGUAGCUUUAAGGGUUUUGGGACACUUCUCUUGAUAGCACCGAGUGCAGGACAGCUCAGGAGACAGAACACGGAACAUUCAUCUGCACAAGAGAUUUUUCUCCCCCCGUUACCUCCUGUGGUUCUGAGAGCUAAGUUGGGCAAGUUGGUGUUUUUCCCCCAACAUGUCAUGGUAUAGCUGUUACCCAAAGGAAGUGUGUCAUAGCUGUGGUUUUAGUUCCCCACUUAGAGCCACAUGUCACUGCAGUUACAGGUUUGCCUAAAAAACACCAGCACUGCCCAAAUCUCCCUGCUGUACACUGAUGGUCGACUGCAUCCUAGGAGCAAAUCCAGGCACAAAGAAAUCUUAUUGUCAAAGGACUAAGUAUCUGAAACAUCCAUGUUCUGUUGACUACAUCUUGCCAAGGUUAUUCACAGUCAGACUGAGGAAUUAACAGUGACAGUCACUACUUGGCUCUGCUGUCCUUGCGGUGCAGAUCUCGCUGGGUGCUCAGACCCCGUCAAUACCCACACACAAGGGGUUGAACUAAAAAGAAAAGCAGCUCUUUAAAGGGGACUCAACAGGAGGAUGCAGACAAAGAGAUGCAGGAACCCAUGCCUGGCCUUCCCAGCCAUGAUCAUCUUCUCCCUGUGGCUGCCAACGAGUGCAAACCACACAGGCUCCCCUCAUCUCAGAGAAGAAACCUGGAGUCCUAUCAGCCAAAACCUCAGUGGGAGUCAGAACAGGACAGAAGCAAGCACAAAUUCUCCUCUGAGCCUCAAUUUCAGCAGCCCCACAACUGCUUUUGAAAUGCAAAGUACCCUGCCAUCCUUCUCCACAAAGGCCAAAAAUUCAACAUCUUCCCCUGCCAAAGUGCAAAGUACCCUGCCAUCCUUCUCCUCCACAAUGACUCCAAAUUUGAUUUCCUCUGCCCCAAGUGCAGUUUCCACCACGGGAGGAUUAGAGAAAAGCAGCAAACCCAAGAGCCCAAUGACCAAAGAAAGCUGUGAAGACAAUAAGUCUCUCAUACUGAUUUGCUUCAUUGUCAUUGCAGUUCUUGUGCUCAUCUGCAUCUCCCUGUUUCUGUCCACAGUCGUCGUAGCCAACAAAAUCUCCUAUCUCAAAAGAGCCCAGCAGGGCAAACGCAGGCCCAGGAGCAAUGGUGACCUCCUGGCCACCAACAGCUUAUGGCCCACAGCAGCAGGAACGUGGCAGAGGAUGCCCAAGGAGACAAGUGGAACCGAGCUGAUAAUGCAGGAGCUGGUGUCAGGGAGGGAUGCUGUGAACCAAAGGAAAACUGAAGAUGAACCUACUGAGAAACUCACCAAAGCAGCAGACAAUGAACAAGAAAGCAAAGAGCCGUCCCAGUCACACAAACCCAUUUUAACCAAUUUUGUAGUUGAGAUUUAAUUCACACUCAGGUAAAAAUUCAACUUUUGCCUUUUUUAACCAUUAACGCAAGGCAAAACUUGUAUUUCGAGUAACAGCAAGAAUCUCCCCCCCAGAAAGCUAAAUGCAGAUUUUAGAGUUUUUCCAUUUAUGCCAGUGGGAAUGCUGCAGCCACGUGUGGACCCAGAAGGCAGUAAAACUGUGUGAACAGCUUUCUGUAAGUAGUGUCAAGACUGGUUUUACUCCUUUGACCAGAAAUCAGGGUGACAGGAGCUGAACAGGACAAACCAAAAGGACAGAAUCUGCCCACACUCAAAGACCACAGAGGGGAACAAGGAACACACUGUCAGUCUGAUCGACACUCUGAACACUAAGAUGCUGCACAGGCUGCACCAAGUUGCUUUGCAAAGGAAACCAUGCAUUAGUCACAACUCUGAUUCCACCACUAAUCCAGGAUCUGGUCCCUCUCAAAAUGUCCUUUUGGAUUUUCCAUCAAGAACUUCUUAAACCAGCUUAGUUACUUUCAAAGCAGACUGAUUAGAACCAUAUUUAUUGUGUUUCAACUUUGACUGUGAAUAGAUAAAAUUUGUAGUAUUUGCUAGAAUAUGAGAACCUGUUCAAUUUGUUAUCUUCAAUAAACUUGCAAUGUCAGUUUUUAAAUGACUUACGUGAUACUAUUUCUCUAGUCAAAAUGUUAGAAAAAAAUAUGACCAGGCAUUUUGGAAUGUUUUAUUCCUGUAACAUUGGCUGAGCUCGGGAAAGGUCUCUGAUGACUCGCUGUGAUUUCCUGCAUCAUGGAAACACACUCCACUUUCUCCUGACACCAAAUAGAACAUGCCAGGAAUUCCUUUCAACCACAACAACUUUUAGUUUCUUUAUUCUCAGAGACCUGACCUUCCCAUAAUUCCAGGGAGGUGCCUGUGCUGCUCUCCCUGCAGCAGAGCUUUGCUCUUUUAAGGAAACGUGAGAAGCUUUCCACAGGCUGCUCCUUGGGCUGAAGAAGCUCUGUUGCACUGCGGUUACAAGUGCUGAGACUGCACAGAGCCAAAGCUCCAAACAUCCUGUGCAGCUGUAACCAACAGCUGUGACACAUAACAUGGUUGUACGAGUUUGAGAGGACCAGGAUGACCGAAUCCCCCACCCCAACUCCACUGAUCACCCGUUAGCUUGGCUGGCAGGGCAGACACAGCAGCAGCAGAGGCAGGACCACAGCACCGUGGCAGCCAGGACAGAGACAGAGCUCCAAAAAUUCAACUGCCAGGCUCAAAGGUGGGCUGUGUAGUGAGGAAAAUAAAGCUGGAAGGAGUUUGCAUGCUUAGCCUAGAACUGGGAAUCAGCUGUGGGGGUUGAAAAGGAUGGGGAGGAGACAAAGAAAGCAGACGAGAAACAGCGAGCUGGUGUGAGUAUGGGAUCAGGAUGUGUGUGUGCUGCAGGAGCAGGCAGAGUGUCACAGAGAAGCAGUGCAGCCAGAGAGCCACAACAGGAAGGGCUGCAGAGGAAUCUGCCAGCAGCUACUGGCAGAACACAAUUGCAAAGUGCCAUGAGGACACAUCUGGUGUGGGGUUCUUUCCGCCACGCAGCCUUUCCAGGCAAAAACGCUCACGGAGAGCAAGGAGAGCAGCCUGGGUUACACUCCACGGUACAGACAGGGACAGACUGGGAAGCAGCUGCUCAGAGCACAGCCCUCCACCAGCAACGGCAGCAGGUCUCAACGCUGUCCACACAGAACAACCAAGCGAGUAGGGACAGGCAGAGGGUGAAAUCAGAUUUUGCCCUCUGCGUCUCGAUGCAGCCACACAAGACAGGAUGUGUGAGCAGCCAGCAUCCCAUGACCACAGAGCUUUCCAUGACUCACCAAGGAAGCCAGGGGUGGUUUCCCACUAAUAACCCUGAGACCACAGCAAACCCACCACUGAACUACAUCAGCAACUCAAAUCCAGCCCAAACUUGCCGAGUUUUUGAUUCGCACAGAAGAAACAAUAACUAUUUUCUACAAAGACAGGCAAACAGGUAUUUGGAAACUUCCACACAAACACACAGAGGUGCCUGAUGUGGCAGGAGCCACCAACACCUUUUUGCAGGAGCCCAGCACAGCAGGCAGAGCAGAAGUUUGCCCGUGGGACACGAUCUCUGAGAUAAGAGCCCCGAGCUGCUUGGCGCAGACGCUUCCUGCCGGCGUUGGCAACUUCCUCCCUCUCUGCACAAACUUCUGCAUGAGAAGAGCCAUUUUACCCUGUCUGACUGAGCACACCCAGCCCUCCCGAGCCUCCAAGCAACAAAGGCAGACGGUGCCUGCUUCAGAGAAGAUAAAUGUGC
This is a messenger RNA of Motacilla alba alba, 3809 nucleotides long. It is a transcript of the gene EVI2A, whose product is annotated as ecotropic viral integration site 2A. NCBI's taxonomy places the organism in Eukaryota, Metazoa, Chordata, Aves, Passeriformes, Motacillidae. The transcript is spliced from 3 exons. The record is from RefSeq and is a predicted model, not a curated record. The coding region runs from base 693 to 1514 and encodes 273 amino acids. Gene Ontology annotation, cellular component: membrane.